CCCGUCUGCAUCGACGACCUGGACGAGAUCCUCCAGCCCUGCCACUCGCUCUGCGAGGAGGUGAAGGAGAGCUGCGCCCCGGUGAUGUCCGCCUUUGGCUUCCCCUGGCCCGACAUGCUGGACUGCAGCCGCUUCCCCAAGGACAACGACCUCUGCAUCCCGCUGGCCAGCAGCGACCACAUCCUCCCGGUCACCAGGGAAGCACCCAAGGUCUGCGACGCCUGCAAAAACAAAAACGAGGACGAUAAUGACAUUGUGGAAAACCUCUGCAAAAAUGACUUUGCCCUGAAGAUAAAAGUGAAGGAGAUUGCCUACAUCAAUGGGGAUACCAAGAUCACCCCUGAAACAAAGAGCAAAACCAUCUACAAGCUGAAUGGGCUGACGGAAAGGGAUCUGAGGAAGAUCGUGCUCUGGCUCAAAGGUGGCCUCCAGUGUACCUGUGACGAGAUGAAUGACAUCAACGUCCCCUACUUGGUGAUGGGGCAAAAGCAAGCUGGGGAACUGGUGAUCACCUCGCUGAAGCGGUGGCAGAAAGGGCAGCGGGCUUUCAAGCGGUUCUCCCGCAGCAUCCGCAAACUGCAGUGUUAGUGGCUUCGGCUCUGCCCACUGCCAGCAGCCGCCUCUGUCCCGAGCUCUCCGGGCCUCCUGCACCUUCUUGCUUCGGCCCCUCUGAGCCUCGAGAUGCCACGGGCAUGAGACAUGGUGACCGCUCUCCGAGAGGGGAGGGAGCCCUCCGUUUUUGUACAUAGGUUAAAAUGUAAUAAAAAAAAAAAACAUGACUAUUUUUGGGAAGUAUUAAAGUAUCUUGCUUAAAGCUUUUUUUUUUUUUUACGGUUGCAAAUGUGACUUUGGUCUGAGGUUUUUCCCUUUUCAUUUUGGUAACGCUGGUUCAUUUAUAUUGCUGCUUCUCUGUAUAUGUGCAUGUUUGUUGCGCAGAAGUGGGAGAUGCAGAGAAAGACAGCCACGCGUGCGACUGGCCUGUCACAGUGGGUACGACUCUUUCACCAAGGUGAAAUGGCUUGCCAUCUAUAUUAACACUAUAAAGGUCAUGUUAUGACUCUUGCAUGUGAUACAUAGGUACCAGUAAGAGUAUAUUAACCAUUCUCACAUUUUAUUUUCCACAAGUCUGAGCCCUUCUCUCACAGAAAAAAUGAACAAGUUUUGGAGCUGGUUGAUCUGAAUGCAGCUUUUUUUUUUAUUAUUUUGCAAAUUAAACCAUCUAUAGCCUAACUGUAAUAUACCUAGUGGUUAACCUGAAAGAGGUGUAAAAUAUUGCUUUAAUUAACCUUGUAAAUACUCCAGAUAAAUGUUAUAUUCUUGUAUAUAAACUUUACAUCAUAGUUUA
Charadrius vociferus (killdeer) is the source of this 1345-nucleotide messenger RNA. It is a transcript of the gene SFRP2, whose product is annotated as secreted frizzled-related protein 2. Gene Ontology annotation, biological process: canonical Wnt signaling pathway; non-canonical Wnt signaling pathway; negative regulation of canonical Wnt signaling pathway. Lineage: Eukaryota; Metazoa; Chordata; Aves; Charadriiformes; Charadriidae. The annotation marks the transcript as partial. The transcript has 3 exons. The record is from RefSeq and is a predicted model, not a curated record. Gene Ontology annotation, molecular function: Wnt-protein binding.